AUGUAUAGAGUAGACGUGGAGAACAUGUUAAGAGAAUACUCCAACGCCUACAAUAACCGAACCCGAUACCCAAACCCGUUUGCUGAUACAGACUUUGAACCCGAUAAUUUCGAGUCGGAUGAGUUCAGAAUGUACAGCUUCAAGGUCAAGAGAUGCCCUUUGAUGAGGGCACAUGACUGGACUGUCUGCCCGUACGCCCACCAAGGCGAACGGGCUAGAAGGCGUGACCUAAAGAAGGUGCUCUACGUGGCAGUUUCCUGCCCGGAUUAUCGGGCCUCAAACGGAAACUGCCCAAGGGGCGAGCUUUGCGAAUACGCUCACGGCGUGUUCGAGUACUGGCUCCACCCAACCAAGUACCGAACCCGGUUUUGUAAUGCUGGUAACCGUUGCACCCGUCCAAUCUGCUUUUUCGCCCACUCAUUGAAGCAACUUCGAGCUGAGCCAAUGGCCCACGUCCCUAAGUGGGUCCGACUAGCCCUCCGUACUCAAAAACUUGAUUUACAGGCCCCGCCUGCUGAGCCAUCAUUGUCCGCCACUAAUGCUGCUACUCACAAUAGCAGCACUAGUGGCGGACGUGAGGUGGGCGUGAUUGGACGCCCUAGGAUGUCCAAUACUACUCCCACGCCCACCUCGGCCUUAUGGGAACUUCAACUUCCUAGUAGUAAUAUUAAUAGUAGGGCCCCACCAACGGGAAGGCCUCAAGAAUUAAAAUUAGAGUUUUUGGAGACUCUAAGGAUGCUUAGUAUUAAUGACUACUACAAGGUCUACAACAACAAUCAAGUGGUCCAAAACCACAACGUUGAUAGAGAAAACGUGAAUUCGGACGGGCCGAGAUUCGAUUGGGUGUCGGAUUUGUUGGCUGGUUGA
Messenger RNA from Chenopodium quinoa (quinoa), 867 nucleotides. RefSeq names its product zinc finger CCCH domain-containing protein 23-like. Gene Ontology annotation, molecular function: metal ion binding. The transcript has a single exon. Lineage: Eukaryota; Viridiplantae; Streptophyta; Magnoliopsida; Caryophyllales; Amaranthaceae. The coding region runs from base 1 to 867 and encodes 288 amino acids. The record is from RefSeq and is a predicted model, not a curated record.